AUGCCACCAAGGCGGGCCUCCGCCGCCGCCGCCGUAGCACCCGCCGCGAGUGCGAGCAGACCGAGUGCACAGCCCAAGCCAAAGCCAACUAGGGAGACGGUUGAUGAUGGCGGCUCUGAGGCGACGACAAAGCCCGUGGGGGACUCUUUCGAUGAGUUGCUAAGGACAUAUUACAAGGGCAAGCACUUGGCGGACUCGAUCAGCACGGCCGAGGAUAAAUGGACCUUACUACCAAUGUUCCUGAAAGUUAAGGGCUUGGUGAAGCAGCACAUCGACUCGUUCAACUACUUUAUAGACGUGGACCUAAAGAAGAUCGUCAAGGCAAACGAGAGGGUGCUAAGCGAUGCGGAUCCGCAAUUCUUUCUCCGCUACCUGGACAUCCGAGUCGGGACGCCGGAGCGCUUGGACAUCGAGAGCAAUGCUGAGAUUACACCCAACGAGUGUCGAUUGCGGGACCUCACAUAUGCGGCGCCUAUAUUCGUCGAUGUGGAAUACAGCCGCGGGAAGCAGAUCGUGCGGAAACGGGCGGUGAACAUCGGACGGCUGCCUAUCAUGCUGCGCAGUAAUAAGUGUGUGCUGAGCGGCAAGGGUGAGAUGGAUAUGGCCAAACUUAAUGAAUGUCCGCUGGAUCCCGGGGGUUACUUUGUUGUCAAUGGGACGGAGAAGGUCAUCCUUGUGCAGGAGCAAUUGAGCAAGAAUCGUAUCAUCGUGGAGAACGAUACCAAGAAGGGGGUUGUUCAGGCUUCCGUCACUUCAUCCACGCACGAGCGAAAGUCCAAGACUUAUAUCAUUUCGAAGAAGGGGUGUAUCUACCUGCGGCAUAACUCGAUUGUCGACGAUAUGCCGAUUGUGUUGGUUUUAAAGGCCAUGGGGAUCCAAUCCGAUCAUGAGAUAUUGCUGUUAGUUGCCGGAACGGAUAUGGUUUACCAGGAUACUUUCUCGAUAAAUUUUGAGGAGUGCUCAAGACUCAAGGUCUUUUCGCAGCAACAGGCGCUGGAAUAUCUGGGGGCUAGGGUUAGGAAGCAGAGAUUUAUCGGUCCCAUGAAGCAACGGACGACGGUUCAGGAAGCUCUGCAAUGUCUGGCGGAUAUUGUUUUAGCGCACGUUUACGUCGAGAAUUUGAACUUUAGGCCGAAGGCCAUGUACCUUGCAUUUAUGACGAGGAGGGUGGUGAUGGCUAUGACCGAUCCGUCCUUGGUGGAUGAUCGGGAUUACGUUGGGAAUAAGAGGCUUGAACUGUGAGUACAGUGAGCUCAUUUGUGACAAUUUAUAUCGCUGAUAUAUCGUUUACUACUAGUGCUGGGCAGCUCUUGUCCCUUUUAUUUGAGGAUCUGUUCAAAAAGUUUAACAGCGACAUGAAACUCAACAUCGAUAAAGUGUUGAAAAAGCCGAACCGGACAGAGGAAUUCGACGCGAGUACCCUGCUUUACACGGGUGCGAACCUGAUAACCCACGGCAUGAACCGGGCGAUAUCGACUGGAAAUUGGUCUCUGAAGCGUUUCAAGAUGGAGCGUGCGGGUGUCACUCACGUGCUUAGUCGGCUGAGUUAUAUAUCUGCCCUAGGAAUGAUGACGAGGAUAUCCUCGCAGUUCGAGAAGACUAGGAAAGUUUCCGGUCCUCGAGCUCUCCAGCCGUCGCAGUUUGGGCUAUUAUGCCCUUCUGACACACCCGAGGGAGAAGCAUGUGGUUUGGUGAAGAACUUGGCAUUAAUGACGCAUAUCACCACGGACGAUGAAGAAGAGCCAAUCAAGAAAUUGGUGUUUGCGUUGGGUGCCGAAGACGCGACUAUUCUUACCGGACAUGAACUUUAUGCUCCAGGGGCUUACAUCAUUUUUAUCAAUGGCACUCUUCACGGACUUACAAGGUUUCCCAUGAAGUUUCUACGAUCUUUCCGGAAGCUAAGAAGGACUGGAAAGAUUUCCGAGUUUAUUAGUAUUUAUGUUAAUCACCAUCAUAAUGGAGUUCAUAUCGCGACGGAUUGUGGCCGUAUUUGCAGGCCGUUGAUCAUUGUAGAGAAUGGACGGUCAAAGGUUACCCCGCGGUAUCUCAAGGUGUGUACUCUCAUGUCUGGAUAUCCGUUCUAUAGCUUACGAAGAUUUAUUGUAGUCCCUCGCAGGUGGGCGCACGGCAUUUGAAGACUUCUUGAAGAAGGGGCUUGUCGAGUACGUCGACUGCAAUGAGGAAAACGACGCAUAUAUAGCUGUAUACGAACAAGAGAUCACCGAAUCCACAACACAUUUGGAGAUAGAACCUUUCACUCUCCUCGGCGCAGUAGCCGGCCUGAUCCCAUAUCCACAUCACAACCAGUCACCCCGUAACACCUACCAGUGUGCUAUGGGUAAGCAAGCAAUUGGGGCAAUAGCAUACAACCAAUUCCUAAGGAUAGACACCCUUCUAUACCUCAUGGUCUACCCCCAGCAGCCAAUGGUCAAGACAAGAGCCAUCGAACUAAUCCAAUACGACAAGCUCCCCGCCGGCCAAAGCGCCAUAGUAGCCGUAAUGAGUUAUUCGGGUUACGACAUCGAAGACGCCCUGGUUCUGAAUAAAGCCUCGCUAGAUCGCGGUUUCGGCCGUUGCCAGGUGUUCCGGAAAUACUCAACCAUCCUACGCAAAUACCAGAACGGAGCCGCCGACCGAAUCGGUGACAUAAAGCGGGAACUUAGCAAGGACCCAGAAAACCCCGACGAGCUGGUUCCCAUCCGGAAGCACGCGGCUCUGCAAGCCGAUGGCCUCGCCGCUGUCGGUGAGAAGAUCUCCGCAGGGGAGGUGUACAUCAACAAGCAGACACCCGUGAACACCUCCAACGCGCCGACGCUGCUCAGCGAUGACCCGCCACUGGACGAGUACAAGGAUGCGCCCAUGACAUACAAGCUCUACGACCACGCUUACAUCGAUAAAGUCCUCGUUUCGACCUCAGAAUCUGAGCAGACGUUGAUUAAAGUGCUAACCCGCCAGACCCGGCGACCAGAACUCGGGGAUAAAUUCUCCUCCCGCCACGGACAGAAGGGCGUUUGCGGGAUCAUUGCGCGGCAGGAGGACAUGCCGUUCAGUGACGCGGGUAUCAUCCCGGACAUCAUCAUGAACCCCCACGGCUUCCCCUCCCGCAUGACGGUGGGGAAAAUGAUUGAGUUGCUAGCUGGUAAAGCAGGCGUAUUAUCCGGGAAGCUACAGUACGGGACGGCGUUCGGCGGGAGUAAAGUCGAUGACAUGGCCAGGAUACUGGUCGAUAAAGGAUUUAGUUACUCCGGGAAGGACUUUGUCACUUCUGGUUUGAGAACCCCUUUCCUUUCCUUCCCCCCACCCAGAAUACAUAACUUACAAUUGGCGGAAUCAGGCAUAACCGGGGAAGCCCUCGAAGCAUAUAUAUUCUUCGGCCCAAUCUACUACCAAAAACUGAAACACAUGGUUCAAGAUAAAAUGCACAGCAGAGCCCGUGGACCCCGUGCCGUAAUUCCCAUCACCCCACUCCUCCCCUCUUCAUACUAACCCCUUGUUACCCGAGCAGAUCCUAACCCGCCAACCAACCGAGGGCCGUUCCCGAGACGGUGGUCUCCGCCUCGGCGAAAUGGAGCGAGACUGUCUGAUAGCCUACGGCGCCUCCCAGCUCCUCCUCGAAAGACUAAUGCUCUCGUCCGACGUUCACGAAAUUGACCUCUGCGAGAUGUGCGGCCUCAUGGGCCACUCAAAUUGGUGCACCACGUGUCAGAGCUCCAAGGGCGUUGUCAAGAUGAAGAUACCGUAUGCCGCUAAGUUGCUCAUUCAGGAAUUGCUUAGCAUGAAUGUGCUCGCUAGGAUUCGGUUGGAGGAUAUUUUCCCUUAUGGGGAGGAAAAGUAGGUUGUUGAUAGAAAGGGGGAAGGGAGGGGCUGUGUACGAUGUAUAUGAUGAUGUUAAUACGGUGGGUUUGGCGAAUGGAUCGGUAGAUGGUAUGAUAUCGGUGUGUAUGAUAUAUGCUUUUCCAUGCUAUUAGGGCCAGCCCCGGGGCGCGGCAUCAUAAAUAGCUAUCGUGCGGCAAAUAUGAUAGGAAAUAAUAUGACUGCC
This is a messenger RNA of Tuber aestivum (summer truffle), 4039 nucleotides long. Lineage: Eukaryota; Fungi; Ascomycota; Pezizomycetes; Pezizales; Tuberaceae. The record is from the annotation of a GenBank genome assembly.